AACAGGUAAGUGUAAGUGUAAGUGUAAGUCUGGCAGCGCGGAACGCUGGCUAGCAGCGAGGCCUUUCGAGACGUCACAUAGGCCGAAGUUCUUCAGUUGGGAACCAAAAAUGGAUUCUGAAAUGAAGAGGAAACAGGUUGCAUCCGCUCUCAUGCUGGUUGCAUAUUUUACCACAUACACCCCAGUGACGUCAGAAUCGAUAACAGAAUCCGCAUUACAGACAGCGCUUUCUUCCAGAAGUCCGCUUGCAGAAUCCGACAAGCAGCGUUUGGCAGCAUAUCCUUCGCACGAAGAAGUACAGUAUACUCAAAAUCCAGAAAUUUACCCUCCAUAUUAUCAAUAUCAAUAUCCUCCAAAUCCAUAUUACGGAUAUCCUAACAGCAGAUACUUUUAUCCUCCAAAUGGCUAUCAGAAUGGAAUUGGUGGUUAUCCCCAAAGUGUAUUAAACCGUUAUCCUAACUAUCCGCUGUACGGAUAUCAACUCCCAAAUGGGUAUCCAUACAGGACUGGUUAUCAAUAUCCAAAUGUUUAUUAUCCAUAUCAGUACCGAAGGUAAGGUGACAAACGUGAAGAUACUAACAAAGAGACCAGGUACGCAAAGCAACAAAAUCUUGUCAGUGAAUGGGUGACCUUCCUCAAAAUCAGAAAGAUAACCCCCAAACUUUCAUAGCAAUAAUUCUAAUGCUCUCGUUUUUGUCUUGUGUAACUGCAGAGAGAUCAAAUAGAGAAACGGCAAAACAAUUCUGCACUGCAUUUUUUGUAAAUAAACUAUUCGAUUAUGUAACCUAUUGUGCCAAUUCAAUACCAGUGUUAAAAAAUAAGAAAACAUACGCCUAAAACAGAAUGUAUAUUAUUACGUUUAAUCGCCUCUAGGUAAAAUUAAAAUCAUAAUUAGCAGCCAAAAUAAUAUUGUGACAUGACGCCUAAAAACCGCAAUAUUGGAGUUGGAGCCAGGCGUCCGUUGACAGGCAACCGCUUGAAAGCCGGAAUAUCGAAGUCAAAGCAAACGUCCAUUGCAAGCCAAUAGCUGGGUAAACACUGUUCCCGCAUUGAAGUCAGAAAAGAUGACCAUUGCUAAGAAACGACUGGUUACACACGUUCGAGGGUUACGUUGUAAACAAAUAUACGGCAGGAGAUUUUGUUACCACUGUAAUUACAAUGGUUUCCGACAAAAUGCGAUCUCAAAAAUCAGAAUAUAAUCUUUCAAGGCUGUCUUCUAUCACAGCCGCUCAACAGUUAUAAGAAGCCGCCAGUCGGAGAGAGUUCAAGUAGAAGACUAGAGGCUGGAGCGCAGUGAGAGGUUUGUUACCAAGAAGGAGUAAAAUGAGUGAACUGUUGUAAUCAAAAGUAUUUGUAAUAGGGACGUCCAACAAAUCCGACAAUCAAAUCUAGAACCCACUAUUAUUAGCGACAAGUACCCCCCCUACACGUGACAAUAUUUUACCACACAGACCUACUGAUAUCCCGUAUAACACUAUACCAUAUUGUGCCUUCCAGAAUUACCGUCUGAAAAUUUAACAUUUAAUUUAUCUCCCAUUCUUGUAGUCUGUUGCUCGUUUCUAGAAACGCAGCCGUAAAGCGAACCUGUGCUUUAAGAGUCGGCCUGACUUGACGGGAGACCCAUCCGCCUUUUCCGCCCGACUUCGGACUCGUAAAGAAACGCGUUACAAUUAAAGUUUAGUGAAUAUUACAAAAGUGCAUAAUGACUGCGUGUGUGUGUGUGUGAGAGAGAGAGAGUAUGUAUAUGUAAAUAUUAUAAAGCACUGGAAAAAACAACGUGAAACUGAUACGGGUAUGCACACUAAAUAUGUGCAUACACACAACUUUAUAACAAUUUAUUAUGUGGUGUGAUGUGAAAUAUUCACCUUCAGUACUUAGUGUGUGUCCAUAUGCAGAAGUUUGGCAGACACUUCAAUACACAGUAAAAUCAAGUAGCAUCUGAAAUAAACGAGAUCUUUAUAACAUGACAAAAUAGACUAUUUUUACAAAUGUAGUAUAACAUCAAGAAGAGAACUAUUUUGGCUUCAUGAACGCUUAAGAGACAAAGAAAUAUUUUGUUAUUGUGAGCGUGAAUAUUUCUGUAGUGUAUAAUGGUGAUCAUGUACGCUAACAAAAUAUACAUAAAACCAUUA
Cryptotermes secundus is the source of this 2132-nucleotide messenger RNA. RefSeq names its product spore coat protein T-like. The coding region runs from base 110 to 556 and encodes 148 amino acids. The record is from RefSeq and is a predicted model, not a curated record. NCBI's taxonomy places the organism in Eukaryota, Metazoa, Arthropoda, Insecta, Blattodea, Kalotermitidae. The transcript is spliced from 2 exons.